AUGUUUUAUUAUUUAAUAUAUAUUCUCACAUUAUUUAUUGUUGGAUAUACAUCUGAACAAUAUUUAUUAGGUACUCAUUUUUAUGUUAAUCAAGAUAAUAUACUCAUUGAUAAUACAUUAAAAACAGUUUCAACAUUAGCACGUCCAUAUGAUCUUGUUGCAUUUAUUGGUCAAUCAGAACGUUUAGCACGUAUUGAUUAUUUACAAACAUAUAUUGAUUCAGUUGAUGAUGUUGUUGAUUUAUCUUCACCACAACAACAACAAUCAAAUCAAAUUAAUAAUGAUAAACAAGAUAAUAAUGAAAAUAUAGAUAAAUGUAAUCAUUUUAUAAAUAAUGGUGAAUCAUCAAUAUUUAAAAUUCUUAAAACAAAUCUUUAUGAUACAUUUCAUAUACCAUUUGAAUUAAAAAAUAUUUCAAAUAAUUAUACAAUAAAUGAUAAAUCAAAAACAAAGAUUUUAACAUGUAAUCAUUUUUGUCAUAUCGAUACAAGUCUUUUAACAUUUGAUCAUUUACCAAGUAUUUCAACACGUUAUGAUGAACAACAAGCUAUACGUAUUGAUGAUGAAGAAAUAAAUAAUAUAACAAUAAUAAAUUAUGAUCAACAAGCUCUAUGGUCAACCAAUGAAUUAUAUCAUAAUCAAACAUCAUGGUUAGCAUAUGUUUAUUUAAGUCGAUAUUAUAAUUCAAAUUUUUCAUAUCAUAAUGCUAUUGAUUGUUUACGUUGUGCACUUAUAUAUGGUUCAAAUCAUGAUGAUAUUAUAUUAAUUGAAUUAGCUAAUAUUGUUUUUCGUUAUGGUUAUAUACGUGAUGCAAUUAUAUUUAUUGAACGAGCAUUAGAUUAUCAUUUGACAUUAAAAAUACCAAAUGUUAUAUCAUUAUUUAUUCGUUCCAUAUUACAUUAUUAUUUAGGAAAUCUAUGUACUAUUGAUAAUAGAUUUUUAUUAGCUAUACAAUUUUAUAAUCGAACAAAAAUUUUAUUAGAAAGAAUUAUAAAAAUUAAUGAUGAACAACAAUUAGAAAUUCUUUCGUCAUCUUCUCUUGAUUCAUUAUCAAUAUCAUCAUUAUUAUCAAUAUCUCAACAAAAAAUCGAUGCACUUGGUUGUCAUUUAACAUUAGAAUUAUCAUUACAACGUAGACAUCAAAUAUUACAAACUAAAUUAGCUCAAUUAAAUCAAUUACGAUCAAUAACAGAUGAACUAAUAGAUUUAAAUGCUCUUAUUAAACGUGAUAUGUCAACUGGUCAAUCAUUUAUUGAUUAUUUACGUCAGUUAAAAGAUGAACAAAAACAAAUAAUUUGUAAUUGGAAAAAAACAAGAAAACAAAAAUCAACUAAUAAACAAUUAUCUAAUAAUAAUUUAGUUUCAUAUAGAAAAAAAUAUUCAACAAUAAUGAAACAAGAUGAUUAUUGUUCUAUUGAUGAUAAUAAUUCAUUUAUAACAACAAUAAUAAAUAAUAAUACUAUUACUAAUAAUUUUGAUUGUCGACCACGAGAUAAUAUAAUUAUUAUUGAUGAAGAUAUUAAAAUUAAAGAUAGACCAAUAUUGAAUAAAAAACAAAAUCUUAUGUCAAUACGUCUUAAUGCUAUUGAACAAACUCAAUCAUCAUAUAUAUUAGAAGAUGAUAAUAAUCGUAUUGAUUCUAUUGAUAUAACUGAUCAAAUAACAUCAACAUCAACAACAGUAUGGCCAACAUUAACAUCACGUUUACCAACAGAUGUUAUUGUAGAAAGAAAUAAAAAAUUUAUUUUAAAACAAUUAAGUGAACUUUAUCCUCCACUUAAACAAAAUAUUGUGAUUAAAUUAAAUGAACAACAAUUACCAACAUAUAAAGAUUGUCAAAUACAUUAUUAUGGUUUACCAUCUAUUGGUGAUUAUCCAACCAUAUGGUUACCAUUAGAAAAUAAAGGUUUAUUAAAUAUAAAACAAGCAUUUUAUCAAGGUCUUAGUCAUCAAAAAAAACAUUAUCCACUUCCAUGGUCUCCACCAUUAUGUACAUUAUAUAAACCAAUAAAUGAACAUUUAUCAAUUAUUGAAAAUCAUCCUGUAUUAAGACGUUUAUCACGUAUGAAAGCACCAAUAAAUCGUUAUGAUACAAAUAUGUUAUUAAAUUUAUAUUUUUAUAUUGAUUCAACAAUUGAUGAACAAAUACCAAUUGAAGAAUUUGGUCAACGUUUAAGAUCUGUUGGAGAAAAACAUGAAAAUUUAUUACCAGAAUGGAUUGUUCACUUAUUAUCAUCACUUUAUUGGCGUGUUAAUGGACAUUUACCACAUGCUAUUGAUUGUGGAUUAAAAGCACAUGAAAUUAUUAUUCGAAAUAAAGUAUAUAAACAAUGGAGUGAUUUAACACUUAUUAAUCUUGCAAAUAUUUUAUAUCUUUGGGGAAAAUAUGAAGAUGCACUUGAUUUAACUGAACAAGCUUAUACAAUAAAUUCCCAUGAACCAAUAACAAAUUAUUUCUUAGGAAAUUUAUUAGCAUUAACAAAAAAUAAUCAUACAGCAGCACAAGAAUAUUAUCGACGUACAUUAACAAUUGAUCCAACACAUAUAUAUGCUCGACGACAAUUACGUCUUAGUUAUUGUUAUACAAUGUAUACAGCAUGGGAAAUGAUGAGUUGUUCAAAUGAUAAAAAUAUUUAUCAGAAAAAAUCAAUACCAAGUGAAAGUCGUCAACCAACAGUCGAUAAUCGUUCAUCAAUUAAUCGUUGGCUUAAUCGUUCAUGUUUAACAUCACCUAUUAAACGUGAAGAAUUAUUAAAUGAUGCACGACGUGCUUAUCGUUCAUAUGGUUUAUGUUCAUCAUCAUCAACAUCAUCAUCAUCAUCAUCAUUAGUUAAUAAUAAUAAUAAUCAUCAUAUCAAUGAUGAAUGUUCACAAGGUUAUGCUGUUACAAAUUAUGGUACUGAUAUAGGACAUAUAAUUAUAAUAUAUGAUAAAUUAAAACAAACAUUUGAUUAUACAUAUAUAUUUACAAAUAAUUAUAGUGAUAUGUUUUUAAAAGAAAGUAAAUUAAAAUGUAUUAUUUAUGGUACAGGUAGAAAAUCUUCUAAAUGUUAUGAUUUAAAUAUAAUUGAUCCAAAUGAAUUUAAUCCAAAACAUAAUAUGACAUGGUGGCGUGAUCCAUCAACAUUAUAUGAACAUUUAAAAGAACUUAUUGAAAUAAUGAAUUAUGAAUAUGAAUUAAAUAAUCAUACACAAUUAUUAAAUUAUAAUAAUCAUAAGAAUAUUUAUGAAAAAUAUUUUUCAGAUUAUUAUAUUUUAUCAAAAGAAAUACAAGAAAAAUAUUUAUUAAAUAAUUAUAUUAAUAUUGAUAAAAAUGAUUGUGUAAAUAAAUCAACAAUAACAUAUACACCUUAUUUAUCAACAUGGAUAUCACCACAAACAAAAAAUAUUUAUUUAAAUUAUACAUUUUUUAAACAGAUAAAAAAAGAUAAUAUUGAAUUAAAUCAACCUUUAUGUUUAUAUCCAUUAAUUGAACAAGUAAAUACAACGAAAAAUAUUCAAAUACUUGAUUAUAUUAUUAAAAAAGCUAAUGAAAAUUUAACUUUAUAUCGAUCUGAAACAAUAUUAAGACCAAUUUUAUUAAAUUUACUUUUUGAAAAAAAUCCAACAACAAUGAAUAAAGGAGUUGAUGAUAAAGUAUUAAUUGGAUCUUUUCUUGCUGCCGGUCUUAAUUCACCUGUUUAUAAUACAUCUUGGCUUUAUUUUCAUACAAUAUCACUUUAUUGGCGUCUUAUGGGUAAUGCAUCUCAAGCACUUAAUUGUCUUUUUCAAUCUUAUCUAUUAUCACCAUCAAAUGUACAAGAUUUAACCUAUCUUUCAAUGGCAUUAUUGCUCUAUAACAGUCAAUUACAUAUAAAUGAAGCUAUUUAUUUAUUAUAUGAAUCAUUAUCAAUUGAUCCUAAUGGUCUUGUUCUUACACAUUUUACAUUAGGUAAUGCAAUGGCAAGAAAAGGACAUUUAAACUUUGCUGAACAAUGGUAUCAAUCAACAUUAAAAUUAAAACCAGACUUUGAACCGGCUAAACAACGUUUACGUGCUAUUCAAUGUUGA
Molecule: messenger RNA, 4050 nt
Organism: Rotaria sp. Silwood1
Lineage: Eukaryota; Metazoa; Rotifera; Eurotatoria; Philodinida; Philodinidae
Source: the annotation of a GenBank genome assembly